UUCCACAAAUCAAAAUUCAAUUUUCUCCUUAUAAUAUUUCGCUCUUUAUAUAGUCCCUCCCAUCACCCUCCUUUCCCAUCUCCUUAUUUUCUCUCUCUCCAAAAUUCAGCCUUAUUUUUGUACCUCUCUCAUUCUUUAUUUUUCUCUUUCUCAACAAUGGCUACACCCAACAAUGGCGAACUUCCAAACGGUGCCGACACCAAAGGCUUAGUCGUAAGCUUCGGUGAGAUGUUGAUCGACUUUGUGCCCACUGUCUCCGGCGUAUCCCUCGCCGAAGCGCCGGGAUUCCUUAAAGCUCCCGGAGGCGCUCCUGCGAAUGUCGCGAUCGCGGUGUCAAGGCUCGGAGGAAACGCCGCUUUCGUCGGAAAGCUAGGAGAUGACGAGUUCGGAAACAUGCUCGCCGGGAUCCUUAAAGAAAACGGAGUUUCCGGCGAUGGAUUGACGUUCGAUAAAGGCGCGAGAACUGCUCUCGCUUUCGUCACCUUGAAAGCUGACGGUGAUAGAGAAUUCAUGUUCUACCGUAAUCCUAGCGCCGAUAUGCUUCUCACUCCUGAAGAGCUUAACCUCGAUCUCAUUCGAUCGGCUAAGGUUUUCCAUUAUGGGUCAAUUAGUUUGAUUGUGGAGCCUUGUAGAUCGGCUCAUCUGAAAGCAAUGGAGGAGGCCAAAAAGGCCGGAGCUCUGCUUUCGUAUGACCCCAACCUUCGGUUGCCAUUGUGGCCUUCCGCCAAGGAGGCUCGUGAGCAGAUCUUGAGCAUCUGGGACAAGGCAGAGGUGAUCAAGAUUAGUGACAACGAGUUGGAAUUUCUUACAGAAACCAACACAAUCGAUGAUGCUACUGCGAUGUCAUUGUGGCACCCUAACUUGAAGCUUCUCUUGGUCACUCUUGGUGACCAUGGUUGCAAAUACUACACCAAGAACUUCAAGGGAAGUGUGGACGCAUUUAAGGUAAAAGCAGUUGAUACAACUGGAGCUGGCGACUCCUUUGUCGGUGCUUUGCUAGGCAAGAUGGUCGAUGAUCACUCUAUUAUUGAGGACGAAUCAAGAUUAAGAGAGGCAUUGACAUUUGCUAAUGCAUGCGGAGCUAUUACAACCACAAAGAAGGGAGCAAUCCCAGCUCUUCCUACAGUAGAGGAUGUUAAGGAGCUCAUUAAGAAUGCGUCAAACUGAUUUCUUUCUUGUUGUCAUUCUUUGUUGUUAGAUCUCUGUGUUUCUGUUAUGGAGUUUGUGUUCAUUUACCGGGAUUUUAUUAAUUAGUGACUUCAAGAGAAUUAGGGGUGUGUGGGGGAAUAAAUAUGUUGUAUUAUGCGUCUUUUUGCAAUUCAAAGAGGCAAUUAUAGAUAUCCAUGGCGUGCACCUAGUUUUUGAGUUUA
This is a messenger RNA of Spinacia oleracea (spinach), 1370 nucleotides long. RefSeq names its product probable fructokinase-4. Bases 157 to 1167 code for a protein of 336 amino acids. The transcript has 4 exons. The record is from RefSeq and is a predicted model, not a curated record. Lineage: Eukaryota; Viridiplantae; Streptophyta; Magnoliopsida; Caryophyllales; Amaranthaceae. Gene Ontology annotation, cellular component: cytosol. Gene Ontology annotation, biological process: fructose metabolic process. Gene Ontology annotation, molecular function: fructokinase activity.